Telopea speciosissima is the source of this 2339-nucleotide messenger RNA. RefSeq names its product ubiquitin C-terminal hydrolase 22-like. The transcript has 3 exons. Gene Ontology annotation, biological process: protein deubiquitination. The record is from RefSeq and is a predicted model, not a curated record. Bases 50 to 1804 code for a protein of 584 amino acids. NCBI's taxonomy places the organism in Eukaryota, Viridiplantae, Streptophyta, Magnoliopsida, Proteales, Proteaceae. Gene Ontology annotation, molecular function: cysteine-type deubiquitinase activity; zinc ion binding.
UCUCCUUUUAUUCCAGUAACAAACAAGAAUAGCAGGUGGUGCGAUUGGGAUGUCGUCGAAGAACAAUCACAGAGGUGAUGGUCAGAUUCCUCAGCCAUGCCCUCACCUUGCUGAUUUCCGAUCCCGAAAUGGUCACAAACCAUUUCGCGCCCUACAGGAGUGCCUCCGAACCAAGCCACUCGGACGAGCUGCGAUCCGCCGCGACCCGAAAGAAGUCCCUCACUGCUCCGACUGCGGUCACUCCGCACGCCAUCGCCUCUACGCAUGCGUUGCCUGCGCCGCCGUCUUCUGCCACUCGCAGCCUGAGUCGUCCCACGCGGCCGUUCAUGCCGAGUCAAUGCCUCAAGGUCACGAGAUCGCCGUUGAUGUCGACCGCGCCGAGCUCUUCUGCUGUGCCUGUUGUGAUCAGGUAUAUGACCGUGACUUUGAUGCUGCCGUCGUACUCGCGCAGACUGCGGCAUCGACGCUCGGCGGUGGAUCGACGUUGCCGCCGGUGCUGCCACCGGAGAAUCUCAGGAAGAGGAGGAGGGUAGAUUAUCGGCCAUGGACGCCCGAUCCAAGAGAGCGAAUCUUGAUGGGGAGAGGUUCGAGUCCAUUGCAGAGAGGAGAUGAAGACUCUUCCUGCUUACCUGAGGGGUUGCGAGGGCUUAACAAUCUUGGGAACACUUGUUUCAUGAAUUCGGUCCUCCAAGCUUUGCUUCACACUCCUCCACUGAGGAACUAUUUCUUGAGUGAUCGCCAUAACCGUUAUCUUUGUCAGCAGAAGAACAAAAUGGACAGUAAUGUCAACCAAAUGAAUGCGGCGGGCCACGAUUGUAAUAAUAAGAAGAAUUUGCGUCUUUGCCUGGCUUGCGACAUGGAUGCAAUGUUCUCAGCGGUUUUCUCUGGUGAUCGGAAGCCGUAUAGUCCAGCAAAUUUUCUUUACAGUUGGUGGCAACAUGCAGCAAAUCUGGCAAGUUAUGAACAGCAAGAUGCCCACGAAUUUUUUAUUUCCAUGCUUGAUGGGAUACAUGAAAAGGUGAAGGAUCGAUGCAAAACCCAAAGCCAAGGCAGUGGAGACUGUUGCAUUGCUCAUAGAGUGUUUUCUGGUAUCUUGAGAUCUGAUGUCACUUGUGCAGCCUGUGGCUUCACAUCUACGACAUAUGAUCCGUGUAUUGACAUCUCAUUGGACUUGGAACCAAACCAGAGGGGUUCUGCAAAGAUGGCUUCCUCAAAGUCACAUCAUGCUUGCAAUGGUGAGACAGAUAGCGGUGGGAUAUCCACCCUAGUUGGAUGUUUGAACCAUUUUACGAGGCCUGAGAGACUAGGUUCUGACCAGAAAUUCUUCUGCCAGCAGUGCCAGGUGAGGCAGGAGUCGUUGAAGCAAAUGUCCAUUAGGAAGCUCCCACUGGUUUCCUGUUUCCAUAUAAAACGAUUUGAGCAUUCUACCACAAGAAAUAUGUCAAGGAAGGUUGAUCGUUAUCUACAGUUCCCAUUUUCCCUGGACCUGGCACCUUACCUCUCUUCUUCCAUCUUGAGGAGUAGAUUUGGCAACCGGUUUUUUGCUUUUGAAGAUGAUGAGCCAGGCACUUCCAAUGAGUUGUCUUCAGAGUUUGAGUUGUUUGCUGUGGUCACGCACACUGGUAGAUUGGAUGCUGGCCAUUACGUGACCUAUCUACGGUUAAGUAAUCAGUGGUACAAGUGUGAUGAUGCAUGGAUAACUCAAGUUAGUGAGAACAUUGUCAGGGCUGCACAAGGCUACAUGAUGUUCUAUGUACAGAAGACCCUCUACUAUAAAGCGAGUGAAAAAACGGUUUCCUCCUAAUAUAUUGGCAGAAAACAAAAGUUUGAUGAACAAGAAGUUUGUUUGUUUGGGCAACAGGAGUUUGGAUUUACAACCAUGACAAGUGACUUUAUCUAUACAUCAAAGAGGAUAUCAAUGGCAGUUUGUGUUCCAUUUAAACCAGUAUAUACAGUAUUGGUUUUAUUUCACAGGCUUGCUGAUUGUGAUUGGUAGAAGAGCAAGCAGUGCUUUAACCUCUCUGAGUAAAUGCUUUGAGGGUUUGCUAAAUUCUGAGUUGGAGCAUAGAGUGAGCCUAAAUUUUUGAGGCACUCCAGCUGUUGGGUCAUUCAGAUUUUUCAAUGACAUACAUGGGUUCCAUGAAAAUGGUUUGAUUUGAUUUGAUUCUUUUUUGCUGCAUUUUCAAGUAUUGUUGAGUUGAUUCUUUUUCCUCAUGGAUCCUCUCACAAAUUGUAAUGCUUGGAGGUGUAGUUUACCCAUGUACUAAUUUUUUAUUCUCUUAAAAUUGCUUAGCCAUCUUCGAAUUUAAUUUAAGAAUUACCUUCAUCUUCUUUGGUUU